Molecule: messenger RNA, 693 nt
Organism: Paramecium sonneborni
Lineage: Eukaryota; Ciliophora; Oligohymenophorea; Peniculida; Parameciidae
Source: the annotation of a GenBank genome assembly
AUGAAUGAAUAAUCUAAAGACAUUAUUACAUAAUUCUUAAACAAAGACCCAAUAAAAAGAUUAGGUUAAUUAUAAUUCUAAUUAAUUAGGACAUAAAUCUAUUUAAGAAAUCAAAUAACAUAAUUUUUUCAAAGAAAUUAAUUGGGAAGAUCUUUCUAAUUUUAGAGUUUAAUCCCCUAUUUUAGAAGGAGUAUAAAAAUUACAAUUAUAAAUUGCCAAAGAAGUUCCAAUAGCAAAAAAAAUCUUAGAGACUCCUUAGGUUAAUCAAAAUACAUAAAAUUUUGAAAAGUUUUCUUCCAAUCAUGAUAAAUUUUGACGAAAAAUAUAAAUGUUUAAUAUAAUACUUAUAAAUAAAUAAACAGAAACGAUAUCAAAAAAAUUAAAAAACAAUUUGAUUAGAUUUUUGUUCAUUUAAUAAAUAGGAAAAUUUCAAAAAUUACUUUAGAGAUUUUUUUUGUAAUAUCAUAAUAGUAGUUUAAUAAAUUAAUUCAUCCUCAUAAAUUUUUUCAAGUUGGAUUAAUUGAUAUAGAGUCAGAAAUGUAGCAACUUGCAAAAAAUUUUUAGAAUUAAUUGAAACAUUUGACUAAAAAUAGGAAGCAGCAUUUGAUAAUCAAAUUUAUCAAUAAUCAAGUUUUUAAUUCAUUGAAGAUAAGUUUAUGUAAGUUAUUUUUCUUUUCGUUUGAAGGAUAAUGA